Messenger RNA from Tachysurus fulvidraco (yellow catfish), 2891 nucleotides. RefSeq names its product E3 ubiquitin-protein ligase TRIM35-like. The coding region runs from base 1030 to 2556 and encodes 508 amino acids. The record is from RefSeq and is a predicted model, not a curated record. The transcript is spliced from 7 exons. Lineage: Eukaryota; Metazoa; Chordata; Actinopteri; Siluriformes; Bagridae. Gene Ontology annotation, molecular function: protein binding; zinc ion binding.
AACCGACAUACUCAUGGUAUGCCUGUUUGGGGUAAAUCAACCCAGAGGUUAUGAUUUACCAAAUGGUAAGUUAACCAAGCUUUCUGGAAUACCCCCCUGUUUGCCCUGCCCAUUCCUUAUCCUUUCUCGCAUCUGCACACCUGUUUCUUGCAUUUCAAUGAUUGUCACCCCAUUUAUAUUGGUUGUCUUGCAUCUGUUUGCUGCUGAGUCCUUGUCUCUUGUAUUUGUAUUUGUGUUCCGUUUCCAGUUUUUAGUUUCCAGUUUCCAGUGUUUCUAGCCCUUUGACAUUUUUUCCCCUUAAAUCAACCCCCUUUUUGUUAUCCCUGCAUUUGGGUCAUUUUAUCCCUUAAGACACCUUGGUUCAAUGUCACAAUCAGAGCCAAAGAAGGGGAGAAGAGAGCUUAAGACGUCCUGUUCCAACAAGUGAGGAUCAUUUAGUUAGUAUUUAUACUUGGAGAAAGUAAAACUUCUUUCCAUCAUCAGAAACAUCAAAAGCUCUGUUCCCAGAACCUAGAAUAGAGUGUCUAUAAAAUGAGUGACAGGAAGUGUGUCUAAUCACAAACAAGUAUUCAGGAUAUCAGUUUUUUAAAAGAGUUUCCUCACUGAGUUUAUAUGUUUAGUCCAUACUUUAAUGUUAGUUUUUUUUUUUUAUCAUGUUUAGGCUAUUUAUAUAAAUAAGCAAUAAAAAAUGGACUAUUGUUCAUUUAAGUGUUGUGUGCUGUUUCUGAUGACUGUAACAGGUCACAACACGUCUCUAAAACUCCUCCUAUUAAGGAAGUGUUAAGUCUGAGACGACUGCAGUCCUCCAUAAACAGCCACAGUAUUUUGCUCUGGUGAGUUUAAGUUAAAUUUUAUUCUUAUUAUUUAUUUGUUUAUGGAGAAACCCGAGUCUCAUUUUUAGCACUGUGAAAGUAAGUGAUUAAAAACUGGAACUACAAAGUCAAGUAUUAACAAGCCUAAAAUCAGUGUUCAUUUUCUACAAAUUCUGAGGGUUGGGACUGGUGAGAACAACAGCAGCAGUAAAGUAAAAUGGCUUCUAAGUUCUCAGAGGAGGAUUUCUCUUGUCCUGUGUGCUGUGACAUCUUCAAGGAUCCUGUUGUUCUGAGCUGCAGUCACAGUGUGUGUAAAGUGUGUUUGCAGCAGUUCUGGGAGACCAAAGGAUCCAGAGAAUGUCCUAUUUGUAGGACAAAGUCAUCUCUAGAAAAUCCUCCCUUAAAUCUGGCCUUAAAGAACCUGUGUGAGACUUUCUUACAGGAGAGAAGUCAGAGAUCUUCAUCAGGGUCUGAAACAAUCUGCAGUCUACACAGUGAGAAACUCAAACUCUUCUGUCUGGAUGAUCAACAGCCGGUGUGUGUGGUGUGUCGGGAUUCAAGAAAACACACCAACCACAAAUUCUGCCCGGUUGAGGAGGCAGUAACAGACUGUAAGGGACGUAUUACAUACACUAUGUACGCUGGCAGCGAUAAACCAAUCAGAGGACAUUACGUAAUACGUACAGUACGUACGCUUACCUCCGCUACGCCUCCGGUAGGUAUAUUACCGGAGGAGCUCAAAACUGCACUGAAGCCCCUACAGGAGAAACUGAAGAUCUUUACAGACUGUAAACUGAACUGGAGUCAGACUGCAGAACAUAUAAAGAUUCAGGCCCAACACACAGAGCAUCAGAUUAAGGAACAGUUUGAGAAACUCCACCAGUUUCUUCGAGAUGAAGAGGCAGUCAGGAUAACUGCACUGAGAGAGGAAGAGGAGCAGAAGAGUCAGAUGAUGAAGGAGAAGAUUGAGAAUGUCAGCAGAGACAUAUCAUCUCUUUCAGACACAAUCAGAGCCAUAGAAGAGGGGAUGAGCGCUGAAGAUGCCCUGUUCUUACAAAACUAUAAGGCCACAGUGAAAAGAGCCCAGUGCACACUGCAGCAUCCAGAGGGGCUUUCAGGAGCACUGAUCCAUGUGGCAAAACAUCUGGCCAACCUGAGGUUCACAGUCUGGGAGAAGAUGCGGGACACUGUCCAAUACACCCCUGUAACUCUGGACCCCAACACUGUUCAUGCUGAACUCAUUGUAUCUGAUGAUCUGACCAGUGUGAGACUCAGUGAUGAGGAACACAAACUUCCUGAUAAUGCAGAGAGGUUUGAUUAUUGGGAAUGUAUCCUGGGCUCUGAGGGCUUUAACUCAGGGACACACUGCUGGGAUGUUGAAGUUGGAGACUGUACACACUGGGCAUUGGGUAUAAUGAUUAAAUCUGCUCAGAGAAAGGGGUGGAUAUUCUCCAGAAGUGGAAUCUGGUGUGUGGGGUAUUAUAAGGGUGAAUAUAGAGCAGGUUCUACACCACAGCCAGAAAGUCUACUCUCAGUAGAACAGAGACUCCAGAGGAUCAGAGUGAAACUGGACUGGGACAGAGGAAAACUGUCGUUCUCCGACCCUCUCACUAACACACACAUACACAGUUUCACACACACAUUUAUCGACAAAUUACUGCCAUUCCUAUAUUUUGGUUGUAAAGAGUCUUCUAUAAAGAUCCUCCCACUUGAGUGCUCUGUAAGAGUGAAUCAGAUCAGUUAGAGCUCAUAUUGUUUUAUUCCAGUUCAUUCAUGAAAUAUUGCAGGUUAAAAGAUUCUUAAUAUUUGUGAAAGUUUGUAAGUCAAAGAUUAAAUCAAAAUAAAGUUAAAACACUAGAAAUAUUGAUGGGAUAUUCUAGUACUCAAUUAUUCAAACUUUUAUUUUGAAAUAUUGAUAAAUCUUUGAAUUCCAAGGCACUAAAUUAAAGUUUAAUGAUCUUGAGCAAAUUCUCCAACUUUCUCACUAAGAUACUCGCACACACUUACAGUACUGACAAAUUACUGUUAUUGGUUGUUUGAACCCAGGACUGCUGCUGCUGAUUAAAAUGGUCCCAGUCA